Molecule: messenger RNA, 2391 nt
Organism: Strongyloides ratti
Lineage: Eukaryota; Metazoa; Nematoda; Chromadorea; Rhabditida; Strongyloididae
Product: MAM domain and Concanavalin A-like lectin/glucanases superfamily domain-containing protein
Exons: 6
Coding region: 1-2391 (796 amino acids)
Cellular component (GO): membrane
Source: RefSeq, a predicted model, not a curated record
AUGCUUAAUCAAUGUUAUAUUUUUUAUGGAUUAUAUAUUAUAAUAUUAUUUAAUAUAUUUUAUAAACCUGUUUUAAGUUGUAUGCCGGGUUAUGAACAAGAACGUGCUAAAAUAAAACAAUAUUUAGGAUUAGAAUGGGUUGAAAAUGGUCUUGAUAAAUUAGAUUCAAAAAAAUUACGUCCAAUACGCCAUUCAUCAGAUCUUAAUUGUGAUUUUCAAAAUGUUGAAACGUGUAACUGGAAAAAUGUUGAAAGUAAAGAAGGAUUAGAUUCAAUGGAUUUUUUUCUUUUUACAAAAACAGAUCAUAUAGAAUUUCCAUAUUUACGUGUUGCACCAGGGCCAUCAAAACUUUCUGAGGGUGACAAUUUAUUAUUUAUUGGUGAUAGAAAACGUGAAGAACAAACAGCAAUUAUACGAUCAUCAUUGAUACCAUGCCAAAAAAAUAUUGGAAAAUUAACAUUAGAUUAUUGGACAUAUAAUGGUGCUAGAUUAGAAGUUUUAAUGUAUGAAAAAUUACCAGAUGAUAAUAUAAAAUUAAUACCAGAAAAAUUAUAUUUGGAUUGUGGAACUGUUUAUUUAAAUACUGAAUGUUAUGUAAAUAUACCUGAACGUAAUACACCUUUUUAUAUUGCAAUAAGAGGUUAUGAUAUGGCAAAUGUUGAAGGAUCAUUUGUAAUGGUUGAUAAUAUAAAAUAUGAAGCAGAAUUAUGUAAAGUAGCAUUAGAUUUAGGUGAAGAUUUUGAAGGAAAUGAUUUAAUAACCAGUGCAAAUGGUGAUUAUAUAAGUACACCUUCUGAUUUAUCUUGUUCUGAUUGGAAUAAAAAAUGUAGAUGGAGAAAUAGUAUUUCUGGAAAUGGGAUAUGGAAAAUGGCAAAAAAGUCACCAAAUGAAAGUAAUUUAUACAAUAUAACUGGAACAUUUAAUAGGCCAAUUAAAAAUUUUGUUUAUUUGUAUAUUGAACAAUAUAGUAAAGGACCUUUUGUUAUGUUAGUAUCAGAUCCAAUACAAUGUCAAAGUAAUGAAAAAUCUUUUAUACAAUUUCGUACAUGGGCAUCAAAAAAUGUUCAAUUAAGUAUUUGUGCAUUUACUUUAGCUAAAGAAAAAUUAGAAUGUAAAGAAAUAAUGUUAAGUCAAACACCAGCACCAAUAAAAUAUCAUUUCCGUCCAAAAAAAAAUUUUAUGUAUGGUAUUAAAAUUGAUAAUGUUGAUCAAAAUGUUGAUAAUUUUAUAGCAAUUGAUGAUAUAAAAUAUUCUGCUACAUUAUGUGAUGAUGCAAAAAAUUCAUAUGAUUAUGGAAAUGAUUUUUAUGUUACUGAAUUAUUAUCUACAAUUGUUAAUAGACCACUUCAUACAACAAGUGAUUUAAAUUGUGAUUUUGUAAAACGUGGUUUAGAUUGUGUCUGGGGAAAUGAUGAUAGUAAUAAUAAUGUACUUUGGCAAAUUGGAUUAGGUAAUAUAAAUAUUCAUAAAUUUAGUUCAUUAACAGGAACAAAUAUUUUACCAGAUGGUGAAUUUGGUAUUGCUAAUUUUACUAAACCUGGAACAGCAAUAUUAUUAUCAGAAAUAAUAAAAUGUACAAAAGGAGAUUCAUCUUUAACUUUAAAAUAUUGGCAAACUGGUAAUGCAAUAUUAAAAGUAUGUUUAAUUGAUGGAAGAAAAAUGACAAUUAUAGAUUGUCAACCUGUUACUAUAAAUCAACCUGGUCCUAUUAUAAUUGAUAUUCCCCAAGUAACAUCUCCAUUUCGAUUAUCAUUUUAUGCUGAAUCAUCUAGUCAAGGUACCAUUAUUGUUGAUGAUAUAAAAAUGGAUGGUAUUAUAUGUUCUAGUACACCUAUUACAAAAUAUCCAAAACAAUCAAAAGCAUUUGCAGCAAUAACACAAAUAUUUAGUAAAAAAAUUAUUGAAAUUCCAGAUCCAAAUGUUUGUAGAUUAUUAUCAUGUGAUUUUAAUCAAAAUUCUACAUGCCUUUUUACUUCUGAACAUUUACCAUCUAGUAAAUCAGAAUUUAUAUUAUCUAAUAAAGCUAUGUGGGUUGUAUUAAGUAAAGAAAAUUAUAUAGCAAUGCUUGCUUCACCUAUCUUUAGUCUUAAUACACAAGGAAGAUUUCAUUUUGAUUAUAAAAUUUAUGAAGGAAAUGUUGAUAUUUUUGUUUGUCAAGAUAGUGUUAAACGUUCAUUUGAUACAUGUUUUAAAGUUUCAUCAAAUACCAAAAAAAAUAAAGAAAAAUAUGAUAUAGAUAAUAAUUGGAAACAUGAGUAUGUUGAUAUAUUGCCAUCAGACAUUCGUCUUUAUAUUGUUGUAAAAUUUUCUGAAGAAAGUUUAUUUCAUAGAGCACGAAUUGCAAUUGAUAAUUUAAUAUUAAGAGAUGUUGAAAAUAAUGACAUAUGUUAA